Molecule: messenger RNA, 2314 nt
Organism: Zootoca vivipara (common lizard)
Lineage: Eukaryota; Metazoa; Chordata; Lepidosauria; Squamata; Lacertidae
Gene: B3GALNT2
Product: beta-1,3-N-acetylgalactosaminyltransferase 2
Biological process (GO): protein O-linked glycosylation
Cellular component (GO): Golgi membrane
Molecular function (GO): hexosyltransferase activity; UDP-glycosyltransferase activity
Source: RefSeq, a predicted model, not a curated record
GGAGGGGCUGGAGAAGAGGCGGCCGGCAGAGCCCCGCCGUCGCUCGCGCUGCCUCCGAGAGAGCCGGGGGAGGAAGCGAGGCGCCUCCUCUUGUCCCUCCGGGUCACCCCAGCCCCUUCUUCCCGGUCCCCGCGAAGAGAUCCGUAACGGCUGCGAAGGGGCCGGCGGCGGCCAAUGCGAAAUUGGUUGGUCCUUCUGUGCCCGUGUGUGGUCGGGGUCGUGCUGCACCUCUGGCUGCUCCUCCUCAGCUGCCCGGCGAGUGGCCCCGGGAAGCAGCACCCGGCAGGUCUACUGGCUUUCUUUCCUCAUUGGAAACCGAAACAUUAUGAUGUCAUCGUAGGGGUACUGUCUGCACGACAUAAUGAUGGGUUGCGGAAUGCUAUAAGGAACACUUGGUUCAGGCAUUUGAAGCAGCACCCAGGACUGAGUCAACGUGUCCUUGUGAAGUUUAUAAUUGGUGCACAUGGAUGUGAUGUGCCAGUAGAAGAUAGAGAAGAUCCUUAUUCAUGCAGACUUCUGAACAUCACUAACCCAGUUCUGAAUCAAGAAGUUGAAGCAUUCAAUUUGCCAGAGGAUGACACUUCAGUGCUCUUGGAAGAUAGAGUUGUCAGUGUGCAUUUCAAAGUCCUUUACCCGAUUGUCAUCACCAGUCUUGGGGUGUUCUACGAUCCUGAGGAUGUAGGAUUCCAGAGAAACAUAACAGUGAAACUAUACCAGGCAGAACAGGAGGAGGCGCUCUUCAGCGCUCGCUUUAGUCCAGCUAGCUGUGGAGUGCAAGUAAACAGACUCUGGUAUAAACCUGUAGAACAGUUCAUUCUGCCUGAGAGUUUUGAAGGCACUAUUGUGUGGGAGAGCCUGGAUCUGCAAGGCCUAGUUUCUAGAAAUCUUCACAAAGUGAUGGUGAAUGAUGGCGGAGGUGUCUUCAGAAUCACUACGGCAGGGGAAGGGUCAUUGCCACAUGAAUUUACACAAGGCGUGGAAGGGAUUGCCGGAGGCUUUAUUUACACAAUUCAAGAGGGUGAGGCACUCCUAAAAAGCCUACAGAGUCGCCCUGAAAGAUUCACACAUCAUAUAAAUAAACUUGAAGAGGAAGAUGCCUUAUUGAAAGUAGAAAGCAACACUUAUGAUGAUAUUGUUUUUGUUGAUGUAAUUGAUACAUACAGAAAUGUUCCAGCCAAAUUAUUGAACUUCUAUCGAUGGACAGUAGAAGCAGCUAGUUUCAAUGUAUUGCUGAAGACGGAUGAUGACUGCUACAUAGAUUUGGAGGCUGUGUUCAACAGAAUAAAGCUUAAAAACUUAGGCAGACCAAAUACUUGGUGGGGAAAUUUCAGAUUAAAUUGGGCCGUUGACCGCACUGGGAAGUGGCAAGAGCUAGAGUAUCCAAGUCCUGCAUACCCAGCCUUUGCUUGUGGAUCUGGUUAUGUAAUUUCCAAAGACAUUGUAGAAUGGCUUGCAAGAAACUCAGAGAGAUUAAAGAUAUAUCAGGGUGAAGAUGUGAGUAUGGGUAUUUGGAUGGCAGCCAUUGGGCCAAAACGCUAUCAGGACGAUCUCUGGUUGUGCGAGAAGACAUGUGAGAGUGGUAUGUUGUCCUCUCCACAGUAUUCUUCGGAGGAACUUGUAGAGCUCUGGAAAGUCAAGGAACGUUGUGGAGAUCCCUGCAAAUGUGAUGAAAGAUGAACACUGGCCCAACCAUGAGAAAACUAGUUUUCAGUGAUAACAGGAAAGGCUCUCAGUGGUUUCUGAAAAGUAUUACCUUUCAUAAGACACAUCAUCUGUCUCCUGUGUAGUUUGUCACUUGUGACAAAUAUUUAGUGUGGGUAAGUGGCAGUUGUGUGUAUGUCCCCCCGCCCCCAGGUUACAUGGAAAAAGAGGAAGUAUGUUUGCUGUGGGUGCCAAACUAUACAUGGAAUUCACUUAUUCUCCUAGGCGGCUUCACACAGGUAAUUUGUUUUGUGUCAAAUGGCCCUUUAACAAUGUUUUGUACAUCUUUUCUUUUGUAAAGGGAGCCUUUCCAUUUCCAUAUUCUCUAUUGGGAGUUUUACAAAGCUAAAUGUGAAGUAAAGCAAUUUUCUUUAUUAGUAAAUGACAGGUGUAGAUAAGCUUGACCUUUCAUGCAUUAAUAUGCAAAAAGAACAAGGAUUUAAGUCUAGCCUUAGGAAUGUAAGUGUACUACUGUAAAAAUAUAUACGUAAUGAGGCCCGCACUACUGUGCUAUAGAGGUUCCCAACGCAGGAGGGAAGCAUAAGUUAGUGUACCAGUAUUCUACUUAUGGGCACUAUAUAUUCUACAACUUGCUAAAGAAAGGUGGUGAAUG